CCUACCAACGCCCGGUUAACCGACGUCAUAGCAUGUUGACGGACCGCGGUCUAUCUUCGGAUCCUCCAGCUAUGCGCGCUGCAGCAAACCUUCCAAGCUUGCCUUCCAAGCUUGAAUAUGAAAAAGACCGGGAUGGGCUCCAUGCCAAGAUACCCCAGAUUAUUCCCUAGAGUUCCCCGAGAUAUCGUCUUCGGCUUACACCAAUCUUCGCACGUCUAGAUAACCACGCCCUACGAUCAUAAUCGCUUGGCAGCAUCCGUUUGGGAGCAUUGGUUGGGGCGUCCUUUCUCCAUGCAUCCACAGCGUCCUGAUCCUUUGAUUCAUCUCGUUCCUCGAAACCCGCCUUAAACCAUGGAUGAUGGGGAUCUCAACGAGAAUAUUGGUGACUACACGCAGGCCAUCGAUGGUGAUGAUGGUGAGAAACAUGCAGAGCGUCACAGUGCAAUCGGCGGAGACCAAAUCCAUGUAGAUCCGAGCCGUUGGUGGUUCGCCUCAUCGGCGUUUCCCAUGAUUGCCGGCACUCUUGGCCCAGUUGCCUCAGCCUUCAGUAUAUGUGCUCUCGUCCGACCAUGGCGCCAACACAUACAACCAGGUUCCACGAUAACUCAAGCAGACUUCAUCACCGACCCCAUCUGGCUCACCGUACUUAAUGCCGUCCAGCUAGUCAUCGCUCUGAUCGCCAAUGUCUUCCUUCUCCUCAACAUGGCCAAGCGGGUCCGCUUCUCCAUCGCCCAGCCCAUCACUAUCGCCGGGUGGUACGUCUCGGCCCUAUGUCUUGUGGCUCUGAGCGCGACGGCCAGCGGACCGUUACUGAAGCAGCCAGUGAUCGAAUAUGUGUGGUCGGAAGCAUUCUACUACGGAGUCUAUGCGGCCAUUCUCUACUUCGUUGUCGCUUCUCUCAUGGUGGUCACGGUGUGGGGUGCUCGGGCUGGACAUUAUCCUGAAGACUUUGAGCUGUCGACUAGCCAACGGACGCUGAUGCUUCAGACUAUUAUGUUCUUGAUGUAUCUUCUCGUAGGAGCUCUUGUAUUUUCGAAGAUUGAGGGCUGGAACUACUUGGACACGGUGUACUGGUGCGAUGUCACAUUGUUCACCGUUGGCUAUGGUGAUUAUUCCCCAGCUACCACGUUGGGUCGCGCUCUUCUCAUCCCCUAUGCCCUCAUUGGAAUCAUCAGUCUCGGUUUGGUAAUUGGGUCCAUCCGAAGUCUGAUGUUGGACCGCGGCAAACGGCGACUUGAUGCACGAAUGCUGGAGAAAAAGAGACGGCAGCUACUCCGACAUAUGCGGCGAAGUGGCAAGGAGGCCCUACUACAGCCGAUCGGCAGCGAAAAUCAAGAUGGCCCCACCAACUGGAAAUCGUCGCGCAAGCCGCCGCGUACUGAAUUCGAGCGUCGCCAGCGAGAAUUUGAGUUGAUGCGCAAGAUCCAGGACAAGGCGGCUACUCGACGGAGGUGGAUGGCCUUGGCUGCGUCCUCGACCACCUGGUUGGUGCUCUGGUUCGUGGGGGCAAAGAUCUUCCAGGUGUGUGAGUUACCAUACCAACCUUGGUCGUACUUUGACGGUUUCUACUUUGCUUUUACCGGCUUGACUACUAUCGGUUACGGCGACUUGACCCCAAUGUCCAACUCAGGCAGGGCGUUCUUCGUGUUCUGGUCCUUGCUAGCUCUGCCUGCUACGACGGUUCUCAUCUCUAAUGCAGGAGAUACAAUUGUCAAGGUUGUCAGGGACGGGACGUUGAAACUUGGAAAUCUCACUAUUCUGCCCGGGGAGCAUGGGUUCAAGAACGAGGCGAAGGAAGUCAUGUCGAAGCUAUCCUUCGGUGCCGUUUUUAAAGAGGAAGACGUCGAGGAAUCGCCACCCGGGUUCCUAGGUGCAGCCCAGCCGCAUUCUGACGAGGAUGAUGACGACGACGACUAUGAUGAAGACGAUGAGAUUGAUGUCAAAGAAACGAGGGGCUACGGCAGUUACAAGGAUGGCGUACUCCGCAAGACCACAUCGAACAGUCAAUCCGAGCCUGCUUCCCAAAGAGGCGGCUCGACCAACUUGAAUUCAGCUGCUGUGCCCACAAGGUCGCAAAAGGAGGCCCAAACGUCGGAUGCUCGCAACAAUGACAACAAAUUUAACGUGCCCAACCAGCUCGGAUCCAUGGCGAGAGAGGACAUCCCAUCCGAACUACCAAAGACACGCUCCGAGUACCACCUAGUCCUGAUUGACGAAAUCUCUCGUGUAACGAAGCAUCUCCAAGGCUCGCCUCCCCGGAAAUACACCUUUAAGGAAUGGGCGUGGUACUUGCGCCUCAUGGGCGAAGACGAGAGCAGCGCCGAGACGCACCGCAAGCCCGCGCAGAAACCACGCGGCAAGGACGCCCACGACGCCGUGCAUGUUGCCUCUCACGGCCAGACCCUGGACAAAAGCCACAAAACGGCUGACACCCCCCUCAAGCCUCCUGGCGAACAUGAUGAAGCCAAGCGUGGGGACGACGAUAAAUUAAAGUGGAGCUGGGUCGGCCAUCGGAGUCCUCUCAUGGAUACCAGAGAGGAGGCUGAAUGGAUCCUUGACCGCCUGGAGCAGAAACUGAGGGAUGAGUUACAGGCCAUGGUGAAGGAGGGCCAGGGCUCGAGUGGGUUGCUCCAGGUUAGGAGGGAGGAGGAUGAUAACGAGCAUGAGACUAAGGAGAAGGAUCCUGGUGUUAUGGGUGGUGACUGAGUGAUUUCUUCUGCAUUGGAUUCCAAAUUUACACGUGUUUGAUGCUGGAUACCCCAUGGGGUUUGAAGUCAGGUGGGGUUGAGUAUAUGAACAUGCGAGGGAAUUAGAUGGUUUUACGCGAUAAAACCUUGAUGUUCUCUACUUGAGUUGGGUUUGCUAUCUCAGGGGCUAGUGACAACUAUUACCAUACGAAUUAUCCUGAAUAUAUUCUCUCAGAAGUUAAAGUGCAG
Molecule: messenger RNA, 2936 nt
Organism: Pseudomassariella vexata
Lineage: Eukaryota; Fungi; Ascomycota; Sordariomycetes; Amphisphaeriales; Pseudomassariaceae
Exons: 5
Coding region: 352-2706 (784 amino acids)
Biological process (GO): stabilization of membrane potential; potassium ion transmembrane transport
Cellular component (GO): membrane
Molecular function (GO): potassium ion leak channel activity
Source: RefSeq, a predicted model, not a curated record